AUGUCACGGAAAUUGCGGGAGCUGUUCCAAAGUACGGCCCUGCACGGCUACAGUCAAAUCGUUCGCGAUAAGUACACGGUGGCGGAGCGGUCCAUCUGGGCCGGUGUCGUCGUCGCGUCUACCAUUAGCGCCCUCACGCUGCUCCUGAUAUCGUGGUCCUGGGAGGUGGAAACUCCGACGGUAACGGUAAUGGAGUCAACGAACUAUCCGACCUGGAAUAUCCCGUUCCCGGCGGUGACGGUGUGUCCGGUGAACAAAAUCGCUGCCUCCGCGGCACUGGCGCGUGCCGAGACGAUGCAACGGCCGGCCAACAUGACGGCCGGUGAGCUGGCGCAGCUGUUCAAACUGUUUCUUCACGUGUCGGGGCUAGGCCAAAGUGACCCGGCCAGCUAUCAGUUGCUGCACGACGUUCUGGUGCUGAACGGGCUGGAGAUACCGCAGCUGAUGGGUGAGCUGGCACCACCCUGUGCGGCGAUGAUCGAACGUUGCCGCUGGAAGGGAACCCAGUGGCGAUGCGACCACCUGUUCCAGCCGGUCAAUACCACCGAGGGUCAGUGCUGUUCUUUUAACUACUACGGCCCACGCAAGGAUACGGACUACGCCCGAAAAACUACCGUCAGCGUCCCGAAGAAACCGCGCCGUGUGAUGGCGAGUGGGUUCCAGACCGGACUAACGGUGUUGUUGCAGCCAUCGGUGGACGAGUACUUCGCCACCGAUGUCGGCACCUACGGGUUUAAGCUGAUGAUGCACAGCGCGAACGAUUUCCCCGACCUCGAUGCCGAAAUCAAGAUGGUGCUCGCCGGAACCGAAUCGUUCGUCACCAUCAACCCGUCCGCCACGUACGCUACGGACGAUGCGAUGAAGCUGAAGCCCUCGCUCCGUAACUGCUACGGCCGGCACGAGCAGCGGCUCGGGGGGAUGAUGAACCGCUCUUCCUACGUUAACUGCAUGGUAGAGUGUCGCUCGGCGAUGAUCUACGCACGGUGCGGAUGCCUUCCAUACAAUCUGCUCAAUAAUGGGUCACGCAAGAACUGCGAAGUGCGGGACACGGAGUGUGUGGUACGUGCCAGAGAGCUUUACCUGCACGCGGUCCCGGCCAUCGGUGCCUCGGUGGGCCCGGUCACCUAUGAACCGGUGGCCCCGCCCUGUGGGUGUUUGCCAGCGUGCACCAAGAUGCAAUACCCGGCGGAAAUCAUUACCGGGCCCCUGAAUCGACGCUACUCCUUCAACGCGAUGUCUUUUUUCAAAGACAUCGAGCUGAAGAAUCAAAGCUUGGUGCACAUUUACUUCGCGGACCUAACGGCGAUCCACUACCGGAUGGACAUUCCCCAGGACUCGUUGGGCACGCUAGCUUCUGUCGGUGGACUUCUUGGACUGUUUCUAGGCUUCAGCAUCAUUACCGGCUUCGAGAUGAUCUACUUUUUUACCAUCCGUCUGCUUUUCGACGCUUACGUCAAACAAUUCUGCGGGCAAACAGCCGUUUUGAACAACGCAAAGUAG
Anopheles cruzii is the source of this 1500-nucleotide messenger RNA. RefSeq names its product sodium channel protein Nach-like. Gene Ontology annotation, biological process: sodium ion transmembrane transport. The record is from RefSeq and is a predicted model, not a curated record. Gene Ontology annotation, cellular component: membrane. The coding region runs from base 1 to 1500 and encodes 499 amino acids. Gene Ontology annotation, molecular function: ligand-gated sodium channel activity. NCBI's taxonomy places the organism in Eukaryota, Metazoa, Arthropoda, Insecta, Diptera, Culicidae. The transcript is spliced from 5 exons.